Molecule: messenger RNA, 1523 nt
Organism: Peromyscus leucopus (white-footed mouse)
Lineage: Eukaryota; Metazoa; Chordata; Mammalia; Rodentia; Cricetidae
Product: NACHT, LRR and PYD domains-containing protein 1a-like
Exons: 4
Coding region: 470-1114 (214 amino acids)
Cellular component (GO): canonical inflammasome complex
Source: RefSeq, a predicted model, not a curated record
AGGGAGGUUAGAAUGGAACCAAGGCUCUUUCCCUCAAGGAGAAUACCCAUGAUCCCAGCACUAUGUGUUUACUUUGAAGAGCUACCCAGAUUCCCUUUGGAGAUAUGACCAUGAUUUCCAGUCACUGAAAAUCCUGAAGGAUACUGUGUGGCCCUUUGCCAACCAGCAUCCCCUCUUGUUACCUUUCCUGUGACAGUCUAUUUCCAAUGACUGAACUGUGGGGCAUGGGUAUAAAGGGCAAGACCUGCGUUUCAUUCUGGAAAGUUCCAACGAACCUCAUUCUAAAUUCAGAUCUCCCUGCACACUGACCCAGCCCCAUGGAGACUGUGUCAUGGACACUUCUCCCUCCAUGCAAUCUGCUACUCUCCAUCCUUUAUCCUGGUUUUGAAUCCUGAAUAAGCCUUAAUAAGGCUCCUCACUGGCUCCAUCUACAGACAACGGAGUCCAGGAUCCUGGACCCUGAGGCCUCAUGAUCCUGUGGUGGAUCCCAGAAGAAACAGCCCCCUCUUGUGCUUACAGCCUGGACCAGGCCCCUCUCAGUGACCAGGUGAUGAUGGAGCUCAGGACUCUGGAGGCAAAGAAUCCACGGCUGCUCAUCUCCAGCAUAUGGAAUCCACGUGUGAUGGAUCCUACUAAGAACAUGGAUAGAGAAGAAAUGGAUGAUAAUCCGAACUCAUUUAAAUGGCAGAGACUACAGGCAGAGGAGUGGUACGCACAAUUUACACCUCCAGAGUCCUUCCAUACUUCUGCUCCUGACUCCCCAAGAGACAAGCACCUGGAACCACUGGGGACUGAAGAUGACUUCUGGGGCCCUACAGGACCUGUGGCUACUGAGGUGGUUGACAGUGAGAGGAACCUGUACCGAGUUCAGUUCCCUGUGCCUGGUUCCUACCACUGUCCCAACUCAGGACUCCGCUUUGUGGUGACAAGGGCAGUGACCAUCGAGAUUGGAUUCUGUGCCUGGAGCCAACACCUGGACAAGACUCCCUUGCAGCACAGUCACAUGGUGGCUGGGCCUCUGUUUGACAUCAAGGCUGAGCAGGGAGCUGUGGCUGCUGUGCACCUCCCUCAUUUUGUGGAUCUCCAAGGUAACCAAGGGAAGCAUAAGGAGUAGGUGGUGGUAAUGGGAGGAGUUGACAGGUCAUAUUGCAGACUAUAGAAUGAUGUGAUGUAGAAAGGUCUCAUGGCUUCCUUAAGACACUUAGCACAGCAGGUUAUGAAGGUGGACACUGAUGUUUUGUCGUCCCUUCUUGUCUGAUGUAUCUUCUUUGAAGCACAUGUCUCCCGGCCUUAUGAUUUUAUUUCUGUUUUACCUGAAGUGUAUUUACUCAGUACCAACAUUAGCUGGUGAUUAUUAAGUGCUUAUUACCCAACAUGUGCCUUGGGACCUCAGCAGGGAAGUGAGAAUAAACUGAGAAAUUUGAAGAGAGUGUUGCAAAGUGAGACUAAGGAAACUGACAAGGAUCAUUUGGUACCCAGAGUCUACCAACGCUAUAAGCCAUUACACUGCCACAGGCAGGGAU